This is a messenger RNA of Nematolebias whitei (Rio pearlfish), 2902 nucleotides long. RefSeq names its product coiled-coil domain containing 191 (gene ccdc191). The record is from RefSeq and is a predicted model, not a curated record. Lineage: Eukaryota; Metazoa; Chordata; Actinopteri; Cyprinodontiformes; Rivulidae. The transcript is spliced from 18 exons. Bases 1 to 2679 code for a protein of 892 amino acids. Gene Ontology annotation, molecular function: phosphatase binding.
AUGACGUCUUCGGGUCAAAACUCCCACCUGUUCAGGUGGAAGAGGCUCGGGCCUACUCCUGACAAGAUGCCUGUGAAGACUGAUGAUAUUGAUCAGUGGAGGAAGCGGGUGGAGAAGGCCUCUGAGUUUGCUGUGUCUGAAGUCUUCUUCCACAAAAAACCCGAUUCAAGACGCAACAGACUGGCUGUACCUUUACAAAGCUCGGAGCAGUUAAAGGAUCAUGAUGAUGCUUACAGUGAAGCUCAGGCUCUUCUAGGUGAUUGGCUGGGCACCAAGUUACGGAUGGAGCUGGAGGUGGACGAUGAAGAUGACCUGAAGGGUUUCGCUGAAACGACACAACCUGCUGCUCCGGCUUCUCCACCACUAGUUGUCCCAGCUCACAACAAUUUUGAAGAUCUGUACGCCUGCCUGGCUGAAGAAGAAGAUCAGUUUGCUGUUAACAGCUUCCUACAAGAUCUCAUGGAGCAGGAGCUGCAGGACUCUAGGAUGAUGGAGGAACUCUCCCUUGAUGAUGGAGAAAUUCAAAAGAAGUUCAGAAAUCCGAUCAUCACCAUGGAAGCACGGCAUCAGCAGGUGCGGGAGAACCGGGUGCGGCGAGAGGCCGAGAGACGGAGGCAGCAGAGGGAGAAGGAGGCUCAGCGUGAGGCUAGAAAGGAGGCGAAGAGGAGGGAGCGGGAGGAGGAGAUGAGGAAGAAGCUGGAGCAAUGCAAGCAGGAGGAGAUGGUGCAGCUGGAGAUGGUGAGACUGCGGCGUCAGAUGGAGGAGAGGAGAGGCCUGGAGCAGCUCAUUCGACAGAGAGACAGAGAAAAAGCAGCGCAGAGGGCGGUCAGAACGGUUCAGACAACAAAAACCCUUCUGUCAAAGCAGCAGCAGGAAACUGAGCGACAUCAUCGAGAACAGGACAUUAAAAUGAAGAUUCGCAUGAGUAAUCUCAAGUGUCUGCACAGUCAUUUUUCUGGGUGGUAUUCGGUGGUGAUGGACCAAAGGUUACGUACGGGUAAGGCUGUGGCCCUUUGUGAUUGGAGGAGGCAGCUGAAAGCUUGGCGAGCAUGGCGCACAGUGAUGUGGGCAAAGCGCGAGCAGCAAGAGAUGGCAAGAACAGAAGAGACACUGCGAAUAGAAAACAGACAAAUCCAGCUAGCUGUGGAAAGUGACCGAAGGCGAUUGUUACGGCGAUGUUUGAGUGAGUGGCAGCUGCGGUGUCAGGUGGGGAAGGCACAGCGAGAGCUUUUGUCCCGACAACAGGAGACCAAAUUAAAGAUGGCGGCUUUACUCACAGCUGCAUCCACAGGAAAACUCUUGGGAACAGGAGCCUCUGCUGAUCAGUCAAGAACAGUCGCACCUGCACCCCCAAACCAAUCAGAGGAGGACCAACGAAUGGAUCAACACAGGUUGGACACUACAGCUCCUUGUUCCUUUGUGGUGCGUCAGGAUCAAACCUCUGUGAGUUUUGUGUCCCGACCCUCCCAGCCAUGGCAGAUAACCCAACGCCAUGCUGCCCCCACCGCUGCAGAGCUCCACGAGGCGCGGCAGAGAGUGGAAAGCAGUGUUUUCACCCGCGCUAAAAUAACGGCAUCACCAGCCGGCAGGUUUGAGAACAGACAUGCCGUCCAGCAGCAGAUCAUCUCGCAGCAGAGGAAGCUGCUGAAGGAGCAGCAGGAGAAAAUUGCUCGGCUGACAGAAAAGCAGAACAUGUUGGGUUUGGAGCUGGAAAUGGAGAAAACUGCACAGCUCACCCAGCUGUCGGUGCUAAGAGGCUCCAGAGCAAAGAGCUGCAGCUUUGACCGGGAGCAGAGAGCGCCGAGGGUUUCAGCAGAACCUGAUAGUCGGAGUGCACCUUCGAGGAAAGCUGUCACACAGCAGAUGUGCCCCCAUCCUAUCAUCUCAGCCAUGGAAGCCCGAGCACAACAGCGCGCAGAGCGAAGGAAGGAGAUCGAGGAACUCAAGAGGAAGAAAGAAGACGAAAAGCUGGCUGAGUUGAAAGCUGCUGAGGAGCAAAGGCAGAGGGAGGAAGAGGAGGAGAAACGCAAGGCGGCAGAAAAAAGGAAGGAGGAGAAGAGGAUGGCAAGAGAGAGGGAAGAGGAAAAGCAGAGGCAGCAGAAAAGGCAUCAGGAGCUCAUGAGACUGGCCCGUCAACACUACCACAGAACCUUGUUGUCACAUCGAGGCCUGGCGCCAUGGAAACGCCUCAUUCAGUUAAGACAAGCCAGCAUGGAGCUUGCUGAGCGUCGUCACAAUCUCUUCCUCCUGAGACAAUACACUCUGGAGUGGUGGCAGUGCGUGAGAGGGUCUGUGUCUGAGAGAGAGGCGUGUGCAGACCAGCUUAACCAUCAUUUUCUGCUUCGGAGGAGCUUAAACUGCUGGAAAAUGCUGAGAGACAAGCGGAUGAUUCAGGAAGAGCGAGCUGAGCGUUUUUACCGCAGACGCACUCUGAGGAGGUUUCUGCUUGCUCUGCUGGAUCACGUGACCCAGGAGAGGCUGAUGGAGUGGGACCGUCUGCAACAGGCACAGGAGCACAGGAACAGACGGAUCCUGCAAAGGUGUCUCCUGGCCUGGACGCAGCUUCCACGUGUGCUGUGCAGGGAGAGGGAGCGGGACAAGCGGCGGGAGAAGCUUAGCAGGAAAAUAGCUGAGGUUUUACCUGAUUUCUGCUCCUAUCCAUCAUGUGAAACCGACUAACGACGGAAAAAGUGCUGAGUCGCACAAAAAAAAAAAAAAAAAAGACACGCACAUCACUCCGGAGAGGACGGAUGAGAAAAAUGCCUGCUCGUUUCUCAGAUUUAUUUAUUAAAAUAAAUCAAAUUGGUUUAUAGAAAAUCCACAAACACAAAACACAACCAAUACAAAUAUGCAACCAAAGGCUUUGAGUGACUAUUUGUAUUUAGAUGUAAAUACAUACAGU